ACAAACAAGUAGAGUAAUACCGAAUACACACUGCUGCUCCUGCGACCUUUCCUGCUACAGAAGCAACCAAAGCAAAUUGUGUUCGAAAUGAGUAAGAGACCACCACCUGACCCGGUUGCAGUAUUACGAGGCCAUCGUGCUUGUGUAAUGGAUGUUUGUUUCCAUCCUUGUCAAAACUUGUUAUUCUCUGGUUCUUCAGACGGUGAAUUGAGAAUUUGGGACAGUGUGCAACAUCGAACCAUCUCGUCCGCUUGGGUACAUAGUGCGGCACAUGGUAUUAUAAGCGUUUCAACAAGUCCAUCAAUUGGGAACAAUAGAGUUAUCAGCCAGGGAAAGGAUGGAACUGUUAAGUGUUGGGAUAUUGAAAAUGGCGAUUUAUCAAGGACACCAUUGCUCUCAAUUGAAGCAAAUUCCUAUCACUUCUGCAAGCUUUCGUUAGUGAAGAGGCUUUCAGCUGACACAAGUAAAGCCAGAAAUCGGACAGAAGUCAUGGAAGCUUCUGAGAAGAAAAUCUCUAAUGAUAUGCAAAAAGAUGAUGAAGGCAGUGCAAGAGACAAUUCUAGCAUAUUGAAAGAUGACUGUCUCGAAGGGCAUGCAUAUGUGGCCAUGUCGGGGAUGGAGUGCUCAGAGGUUGAAGUAUGGGAUCUCAAUGCUGCAGAACGAUUUGCACAGUUGCCAGAUUCUUCUGGAGCCUCCACAAAUGAUUUCAUUAAAGGAAAAGGUAUGUGCAUGGCAGUUCAAGCUUUUGUGCCUUCUGAAUCACAAGGAUUUCUACAUGUCCUAGCAGGUUAUGAGGAUGGAACAAUGGCUUGGUGGGAUUUAAGGAAUCCUGGGGUACCGUUGACUUCUGUAAGGUUCCAUUCAGAGCCAGUUUUAAGCCUGUCCUUGGAUGGGACGUCCAGCGGAGGCAUUUCAGGAGCUGCAGAUGACAAAAUCAUGAUGUUUACUUUGGAUCAUUCGUUGGGUUCUUGCAUGGUAAAAAAGGAAAUAAAUUUGGAGCGACCUGGCAUAGCCGGAGCUUCAAUUCGUUCAGAUGGUAAGAUAUUCGGGACAGCUGGCUGGGAUCAUAGGAUAAGGAUAUACAAUUACAAGAAAGGAAGUCCUUUGGCUGUAUUGAAGUAUCACCAUGCCACGUGCAAUGCCAUUUCGUUUGCUGAUGAUUGCAAACAAAUGGCUUCGGCAUCGGAAGACACUACCGUGGCACUCUGGGAGCUCUAUCCUCCUCAAUCCUCUACUUAGAUUGGUUUCGUCAUUGAUGGUACAUAGUCAGAGUGACUGCAACAUCUUCUGGUAAUUUAUUGUUCUUAAACUUGGAUAGGUCCAUUAAGGGUAUAUAGAUGAAGAGCGAUUUUGAUCUCAUGUGAUUUACUAGAGGUGGCAAAAUAGGUAGAUUAGGUAAUGGGUAAUCCGUUAAUGUGUCCAAAAGGUCCGGAUCUACCCAUGAUUACUUUUAAUUGCCCAUGUAGUUUUGUAAUGUUUUGGUGUGUCAAGUUUGAUUAUAGAAACUAUAUAAUUAAUGAAUUAAUCCUGGCUCACCUGGAAAGUGAUUGUUUA
Erigeron canadensis is the source of this 1554-nucleotide messenger RNA. RefSeq names its product protein DECREASED SIZE EXCLUSION LIMIT 1. The record is from RefSeq and is a predicted model, not a curated record. Lineage: Eukaryota; Viridiplantae; Streptophyta; Magnoliopsida; Asterales; Asteraceae. The transcript has 14 exons. Bases 88 to 1239 code for a protein of 383 amino acids. Gene Ontology annotation, molecular function: protein binding.